Molecule: messenger RNA, 1101 nt
Organism: Ilyonectria robusta
Lineage: Eukaryota; Fungi; Ascomycota; Sordariomycetes; Hypocreales; Nectriaceae
Exons: 5
Coding region: 1-1101 (366 amino acids)
Source: RefSeq, a predicted model, not a curated record
AUGUCCUACUACGACAACCCCCAAGCCCAGUGGUCGGCUUCGUCCACCCCGAGCAACAACCAAAGCAACAACACCAGCAACAACUGGGACCAUCAACAUCAGAGCGGCUCGACCACUCCUGUCCGUGCUGUAUCCUCAACAGGUGCCAGCGGCCCUCAGCCUCAGGAUGACUACGCCUUUUCCUAUCAGUUCGAUGAGGUUGAUCGAGCUUACGAGAACUUGCAAAAAUCAGGCAAGGGCUAUGGAAUGGGUGGCCGACACGGACGAACACCUCACGGCUCUGGUCCCCGCUCCCAUUCGGUGAACAACUUUGACGAUGCCCGCGGUCCUCAGGGUCCCAACCUUCAGAACUUCUACGCCAACCAACGCCACCAGCCCUCGCGAGGCUCCAACGAGGCGGAGCAGGUCAUGCAGGCGAAGAGAAGGAUGGCAGCUCAGCGGGAGCGAGAGCUUCGAAACCUGCACACGGAGCAGCAAUAUCAGCGAACUGUCCUCACUGAGAUUUCCAUCGGAAACAAGCACAUGUCUGAGGAGGAGACCCGGGAGCUGAUUGCCCGGCAGCGAAGCGCUCUCUACGGUGAAGGUCCGUUCGCCGAGAAGUCCGGCUACGUCGAUGAGACCGGCGCUGUUCGCCCUGGUGCUCCCGUCACCAGUGGCCCCUCCAGCAUCCGCGGUCACUCCCCUAUGACCUUCGAUAACAUCGGUCGUGCACCUCCCGCCGAGGCUGGUACUCCCGGCUCUGCCAGCGAAGGCAAUGCACCUCCUGCUGAGCCUACCUCUCGUCCCCAGAGCACGACUAGCCCUCAGGCCUCGGGCCCGACCAACAAGGUCUUCGACAACGCUGUUGGACAUCAGAGCCGUACCAGCACGUCCAGCCCAACUGGCGGAUCUCCUCCCCGGGAUCUCGCCCCUGGGUCGAAGCCCGGCCAAUCCGGCAAUACUGUUGCCCCUAUUGGAACCCGUCCUUCAGGCACUCCCGCGACGACCUCCUCCUCAAAGCGCUCAACCACCCCUCUUGCCUCCCCCGGUGGUUGGGGCCGCGGCAACGGCGUUUGGGGCCAGUCUUCUGGCCUCGGUGCCCCCGCCAGCGUUUGGGGUUAA